AGCAUUGAACACUUCAUGUCCCACAAUGCGUUGCUUUACCAGCUACUUCCUAAAUACAGAUGGCGACUGUGUUUACACCUAAAGCGACAAAUAUAUAUUUUGUCGAGUUCCUUAUGCGAUUUGUGAAUAACUAAAAGUUGUUCGCUAGCAAAUCGAAUGUUAUCCUCGACGUCAGCAGCAGUACUAGUUGUUUGUAGCUAGCUAGCUUGACCAAGAUAAACUAGCAUUAGCAUGCUAGCUAGGUAUUUGCGCUUUGAUUUGCGCAUUAUAUUUCCUUUAAAUGUCUAAUGGCUGGGUCAGUCAUCAAGCUAGUGUCGAUUACUAACGAGUGAGUAAGUAGGUACUUGCGCGUUUGAAACCACAAACAUCGUAUUAUGACAGUCGCUUCAGUAGCUAACUUGACUUGCUAAAGUGACUUUCCACAUAGCCAAAUCUUUCCACGAUGUAAUUUCUCUCUAACCUUGCGCCUCAGGUAGUGUUUGUUUUACUAUCCGAAGAUGUACACCUUAUUAUCUGGUCUAUACAAAUACGUGUUCCAAAAAGACGAAUAUUGCAUCUUGAUCCUGGGACUGGACAAUGCAGGAAAAACGACCUUCUUGGAGCAAACCAAGACAAAGUUCAGUAAGAACUAUAAGGGAAUGAAUUUGACCAAAAUCACCACCACUGUUGGACUCAACAUUGGCACAAUUGACGUCGGCAAGGCUCGUCUAAUGUUCUGGGACCUUGGUGGCCAAGAAGAGCUCCAGUCUCUUUGGGACAAAUACUACGCAGAGUCCCACGGGGUGAUUUACGUCAUCGACUCCACUGAUGAGGAGCGGCUGUCGGAAUCGAAAGAGGCCUUUGAGAAAAUGAUCAGCAGCGAUGUUCUGGAGGGCGUUCCUCUCUUGGUGCUCGCCAACAAGCAAGACGUGGAGGACUGUAUGUCCGUGCCAGACAUCAAAACCGCUUUUAGCGACUGUGCUCCAAAGAUUGGGAAACGAGAUUGUCUGGUUCAGCCUUGCACAGCCCUAACUGGGCAGGGGGUGAACGAAGGUAUUGAGUGGAUGGUGAAGUGCGUAAUCAGAAACAUUCACAGGCCUCCGAGACAGAAGGACAUCACAUAGAACUAGCCGUGUCCUCCCCCUUCCGAAGCUCCCACCACAGGGCUGUGUUCAUUAGGCACCAAAUGGUCUAAACAGGACUGAAACAACAAGGGUCUGCCAGUACAAUUUCAACAGUCUUCAAGUGAAACGUUCUGCUCUAAUGAACACAGUCCAAGCACCCGUUUUGCUACAGUUUGACAGUAGAUGGAGAAGGUGGACUCUAUCCAAGCAGCUGAUUUUGCUAAUGACUUUUCUCCCGCUCUCUUUGCUUGCUUUAGUGCUGUGAAUGCAAGUCUUCUCGUAUAUGUCUUGGUAUCAGGGAUUAACAGUUGAGGAUACAGUCGAUUUAAUGUGUGUUGUUUGGAAAUGCACUCUGACGGAGGUGAAACGCUUUUUGAGGCAGUAUUUUGGCCACAGCUAAAGUGUGAAUUGCCUGUGUCUUAUGAAACUAUGACAUUGUCAUCGAAUGGAUAAAAUCUCUCUCAAGCUAUCCCUUCAGUACUGUAACUUCUUGGUCCUAAUUCCUGAAGCCCCCCAGAGUAGAAGAGAAUUACUGACUUUAUAUGGACAGAGAUCCUAGUUUUGCUCCUGUUCUCUGAAUAUGGAUUUUAUUUUACUCAACCCAAUGAUACUAAUUAGUCUGUUUUAAGGGGGGGGACGACGACACAAUUCUCUCAAGGAAAUAUCAAUGCCAUUUGUAUUUUUGGGGGUUAUCAGUUUGAGGAUGGACCUUGACACAGCUGUGUGGUGUGAUUUCAUAUUAUGCAAAAACACUAAAUGUAAAAUAAUUUUGACAGUGGGUCAAUGAUCGAUCAAUCACUGCCCAUUCAUAUGACCUGUCAUAGUUAGCAAUGACGUGUGGGUUUGUCUAUGAUUGAGUACCAAUGACUCCUAAUCGUUAUUGAGUGCCUAUAUUUUUGUGCACUCUGUGGGUAUUAGGGUGCAAUUUGGGACACAGAUCCUUUUUACUCUUUAACCUGGUAGCAUAAGUAAUGUAACCGAUCAGGCUGAAAACAUUUUAAACACAUGGAAAAGAUUAUGUAAUAAACAGGAUUAUUCAGUUUA
Molecule: messenger RNA, 2147 nt
Organism: Esox lucius (northern pike)
Lineage: Eukaryota; Metazoa; Chordata; Actinopteri; Esociformes; Esocidae
Gene: arfrp1
Product: ADP-ribosylation factor related protein 1
Exons: 7
Coding region: 498-1103 (201 amino acids)
Biological process (GO): intracellular protein transport; Golgi to plasma membrane protein transport; protein localization to organelle
Cellular component (GO): Golgi apparatus
Molecular function (GO): GTPase activity; GTP binding
Source: RefSeq, a predicted model, not a curated record